Condylostylus longicornis is the source of this 4544-nucleotide messenger RNA. RefSeq lists its product as uncharacterized. Gene Ontology annotation, cellular component: cytosol. The coding region runs from base 501 to 4289 and encodes 1262 amino acids. Gene Ontology annotation, molecular function: transmembrane receptor protein tyrosine kinase adaptor activity; fibroblast growth factor receptor binding. The record is from RefSeq and is a predicted model, not a curated record. The transcript has 11 exons. NCBI's taxonomy places the organism in Eukaryota, Metazoa, Arthropoda, Insecta, Diptera, Dolichopodidae.
AUAUCUAUUUAGAAAACAAUAAUAAAAGAGAAAUAAAAUUAAAAAAGAAAAAAAAAAAUUUAGAAUUUAAAUAUCUUUUGCACCAUAAUUAGUACGCUAAACACGAUAUACAAAUUGAGAUUUAAGUUAUUUGUGUUCGAAUUAAUUCACGUUAUUUUGUUAUUUGCUGUUCUCUGGCGACUACUUAAAGAUUAACUUUAUAAAUUUAUUAUUGUUCGGAUAGAAGAACGUUGUUCAGUUAAAAAAUAUAGGGGAAAAGAAAAAUGAAUGAAAAAGAAAUAAAUUAAGAAAUCUUUACACGGAACUAUUCUUUAUCCGGCGGAAGUAACAAUUAAAAGAACAACGGUAGACCCUUUUUAGGCAACUAUCAACCUAUCGAAAACAAUAAAAAAACGAAAAAGAACGGGGGAGGGAGAGCCAAUGAAGAAGGCCUAAAUAGAUGUGAAACAACUGUACAAUUGAAAUUCAAAUUAAAAAAAAGAAAGAAAUAAAAUCCAAAAAUGUUCUCUGCUGAAAAUCCAUAUUAUUUUAAUAAUAAUAAUAAGUCUCCAAAAACCCCGGAAUCUAGCAGUAAAGGAUUUUCAUUCUUUCGUCGAAAAAGUUCUAAAAGUAACAGCAAUAGUAAUUCACAACAGUCAAUUAUUUCAUCAUCAACAGUACAAUGCAAUAGAUCAAUUAAUUCUGCAACACUUGGCCAUGAUGCCAAUACAUCUCUUGGUAGUCCCAGAGGAAGUUUUGGUUCAUUAGGAUCAUAUCCGCAGGUUUUUGAAUUUCAAAAUGGUAACCAAACAAUUUACAGGCAAUCGAGUAUUAAAGAUAAAUAUAGAGAACGUCUUGGUUCAUAUAACGAAUCAUCAUUUGCGAAUCAUCAUCAUCAUCAUAUUCAUAACGAUAAUAUAGACGAUGUGUUUUUGUUACAAACAAGGACAAACGGAUGUAAUACAUUACCGAUAAAUUCAGAUGGAAAUCGGAGACAUUCCAUUGGAAAUUUUACACAUAGACAAAGAUGUGCUUCGCUUUCUGAUGAAGUUCCUAGAAUGAUUGCACCAAAACCACCAGUUAUAUCACCAAUUAAAUAUCGUCCUAAUAAGCGUAAAGAUUUUUGUCCUGAAGGUGCUAGUAUGGAUGAUAUUUUAAUUUUAACAGCUAAAAAUAGCGAGCGUGCUUUCACUUGGGCUAGCUUUUUAAGAGCUCGUUUUGAUAAAAUUACAAAACAGAGAGGAAGAAAACCAUUCAAUUUUCUGCAUCUUAAAAUAGACGAUGGAUAUUUUUCUACAGAUUUAGUAAAGAAAUGUCAAACUACUGCAUUACAAAUUUUAAUAUUUUGUCCAGCGGUAUUAGCAUUACCACAACAGCAAUUGAUAACACAAUUCUCAUCAAUUUUAAAUCAUGAUAAAGUUUUGGCAGUGUUGCUUGAAGUUGAAGAAAAGAAAUUAUUAGAAAUACAUAAAACAGCUCUUCCUUAUUAUAAAACAUGGAAGAAAUGUUAUAUUUAUCAAAAUGAUCAAUCAGCUAUAGGUAAUAUACUUGGAGUUGCAACUGAUAUUUUGGGAAGAGCUUUAUGUCAUCGUCCACCAUGUCAUGAAAUAAACGGGCCAAUUAAAACACCUUCUGAAGCAUUUACUGUUGUACCGAAAAAGGUUAGAAUUGGACAAAAUAAAAUCUUAGCUCUCUUAAAUGAACCUUUAUCAGUUGAUGAUUACAUUCGAAUAACAAUUGAUAAAUCAGGAGAAAUGAUCGAAAUAAAAAAUUUUAAACAACGAAAUCCUUUUACUAUUCAAUUUAAUAUUCCAGAAAUAUGUAUGGAAAUUUCUACAAUGAUAGAAGUUCAGAUUGAGAAAAGUGGGAAAAACCUAGGAAGUCGUCCAGUAAAAUGCGAAAGUAGAUUACGUGAAAUGGAAUUAUUGUUAAGAACGCAAGACAAUCCAAUUGAAUUCAUGUGUACCUCUCUAGGAAUUGGUGCAACUGAUCGUACUGGCUUGGAUGAUCACUUAUUGAAAUGUUUUCACAAAAAUAUGCCGCCAAAUUUUCAUCUGUUAGUCGGCCCAUCAGAAAAACAACUUUUUGCUAUGAAAGAUAAGCAUCCUGAGGAAUUUCCUACUUUAUUACAUUUUGCAGCCAAAUACGGAUUAGAACAAUUGUCCAUGCAACUAUUAGAAUGUCCCGGUGGUGACAGCGCUUGUGAAGUUCGAAACUAUAUUGGAAAGACCCCAUCGGAUAUUGCAGAGCAAGAAGGAUUCCAAAAAUUAGCAAAUAGUUUAAAAAGUUUUUCUCAAAUGCACGAAUUUUCUACAAUGUACCACUAUUUCAAAGGCAUCACGGAUUCUUCAAAUGAAUCAAAAGUUGUGAUCGAUACCAGAAAUUUCGAUAAUUUUUAUAAUAUUAAAACCUCAUCCCUACCCAAACAUUUCGACAAGAAAUUUUCAUCGAAUCAAAAAGUUUUAAAACCGAAUAAUAGUACAAAGACUCAAUUAGAAUAUAUGGAAAUGAGCAGUGGUAGUGAAAAUGAAAAAACUGAAAUGAAAUCGGUAGCAGUUGCAAAUUUAAAUUAUAUUAAAGUAGAAAAUUCAGAUGACAAAACAGUUGAUGAAAUAGAUGGAGCGUUGGAUAGAAUUAAUUUAAGUAACAAUUCAAGUAGCAACGAAAUUACUAACGAAUUAAAAAUCAACGAACCGCCAUAUUAUCAGUCAAAUGAAAGAAAUAAUAAAAAUAAUUGUAAUGGUAACGAAAGUCGUUCAGGAUCUGCGGAUCAAUUUAGUCAAGAAUGUUCAAAUGUUUUAGAAAAUUGCAGUAUAUCUAGUCAAUCAGAAUAUUUGCUUCAACCUUCCAAUGUUCCAAUAAAUUUAAAUGGCGAUUAUUUGACUCAACCAUCAAACAGACCUGUUAAUGAACUAGUAACAGCUUUCAGAAGUGCAGACCAUAUAACUAGUAACGGUAACAGUUUUACAGAUUCACAUGUUAAAAUGGUUUUUGAAAAAAAGAAAUCAUCCUCAACAUCGUCAUCUGGUGGUGGAACAUUGAAAAGAAGUCAUAGUGAUGUAUCAAAUAAUAAAGGAAAUGUUGAUGAUGAGUUAGCUGAAAUCAUGAAUGAUUUUAAAAAUAAUGUUCUUUCUAUUAAAGAAGUCGAACAAUUAGUUGAAAAAUGGAAAAACAGAAAUGAUGUUAAACAAAGUUUCAUAGAAAAGCAAGAGCAAAUUGAAAAAUUACGCGAAGAAUAUGAAAAGAUUCAAGAGAAAAUGAAAGAAAAAAUGAAACGUCCAACACCAUUCGAACGUGUAAAAAAAUUGUUUUCACGUAGUAAAUCUAAUCAUAAAAUUGAAACAAAUGCUAUCAGUCAUCAUAAUCAACAUGAUGACUUAGACGAAACUAAAUUGUCUGUUCGAUCAUCGCAAUCAUCAAGCCAAAGGCCAAUCAGUAGUUUAAGUACACAAAGUGUUUCUUCAUCAUCAUCUUCGGGACGUAUGAGUACUGGUAGUGCAUGUAGUGGUGCAAGUCUUGGCGAUAGUGGAACACAUUCUGAUCACGAUGACCGUUUACGACAUCAAAUUUUCUCAUCGAAUUGUCGUAUUGGUUCACCUGGUAGUCUUGUAGAAAACUAUUUAAUACCACCACCACCCAGACCUGUGCUAACACCAAUUUCAACAUCAUGUGACGAUAAAGACCGUAUAACAUUUUCGACAGGAUUUCGUUCAUUAAAUACACCGACGAGUCCAAUGGGUGUUCUAAAUAAUAGUGCUGAACAUUAUAUUAUUUUUCCAUCAAAUAUACCUGUAUUCCAAGAAAAUCAAACUAGUUCACUUAAUACAAUCAUCGAAGCCAAAGAAAUGCCAAAUGAAAAUCAUCGCCAUCAAAUUCAUCAGCAUAACGUUGCUAUUCCAACACCAAUAAAAUUAAAAUUUCUACAAGAAAAAAAUAUUAUUUAUGGUAAAUUAACUAAACAAAAUUCCAAAGAUUUAUUAACCAGUUUUAAAUCACCAACAAAUCCACAACCUCAAAAUAUUAUUGAAACUCAAGAAAACGAAAAAACUUCUGUUAUUAUUGAUGUUAAAAAAGAAAUGAAUGAAGUUUAUCAAAAUAUCAAUAGUUUAACUGAGGAAAAAGAAAAUAAUAAUACCAAAAAAUGUGUUCAAGAAGGUUCUUCAGAAUUUGAUGAAAUAAAUUUGAUUAGAAAAAAUAGUUGUUCGAGUAGUUCAAGUAAUAAUAAUAACAGCGAUAGUUUAAAUAAUACAAAUAAUAAUAGCAUUAAUAGUAAUAAUGAAAAUGAUGAACAUAAUUACAUUAAUAUUUAAGAAAAACACAUUACAAUGAAAUAUAAAGCAUACAUAAAUAUUAUUUACACAUUUUGUUAUAAUAGUUAAUUUUUUUCUUUUAAGAUUUAUAGAACACUAAGUUUAAUAAUUAAAUAAAUUUUUAUUUUAGAUUAAGAUUAUUGUACAAGAAUUUUCCAAAAUAUAUUUUUUUAGAUAUAGAAUUUUCAUCACAAAAAUAUUUAUUAUCAUUUAUUUUAUAUUCUAAUUAUACAUUAUAAAAUAUAUAUUUAAAUU